GAGCGCCAAACGAUCUCGCAAUCCCUCUCUCUCUUUUCUUCUUAAUUCUCGAUCUUUUCUCUCCCUCUCUCUCGAUCUCUUCUCUUCUCUCGCCAUGGCUGCUCCCACACCUACUUCAUCUGACAAGCCGUUUGGCAUCAGCCAGAUUCGAGCUUACAUCCCCAUCAUCCUCGAUCUGGAAAAGAUGAAUGUGUGGCGUGAACUGUUCGAGACCCACUGUCUCACAUACGGUGUCCUUGGUCACCUCGACGGUACAACCGUCGCCUCUUCGGACUCGGAUAAGGCGUGGAAGGAACGUGAUGGUCUCGUUAAAAUGUGGAUUUACGGAACCAUCGCUGAUUCCCUCACCGAGACGAUUCUCAAGCCAAAGAGCACCGCUCGGGAUCUCUGGCUUUCACUUGAAGGCAAUUUUCGCGAUAACAAGGAAAAUCGUGCCUUGCAAUUGGAGAAUGAACUCCGUACCAUCACCAUCGGUGAUCUCUCUGUCCAGGAGUAUUGCCGCAAGAUCAAAUCUCUCUCCGAUCUCCUCACCAACGUCGACUCCCCAGUCUCUGACCGUCAACUCGUUAUGCACUGCCUCAAUGGUCUUAACGAGAAGUUUGACGGCAUCCACAAUGUUAUCCGUCAUCGCACACCGUUCCCAAGUUUCAGCACUGCUCGUUCCAUGCUCCAAUCAGAAGAGGAUCGGCUUAAGCAGCAGCUCCGUCACACGACACCUUCUCCCGUGGCUACCACAUCAUCACCCACUGUGCUCUACUCCGCCGAUAACGCCUCUCCUCCGACCCACAACAAUCACAACAACAACACGAACCGGGGAUCCUACAAGUCACGCGGUCGUGGCGGCGGCGGUCGUGGAAACAGGGGAAGGGGACGUCACAAUUCAUAUGGGUCUCACAACAAUGGGCCUCCACCUUUUGGCGGAACAGGCCCAACUCCUUUUGGAUACCCACCUAUCGGCUAUGGACCUCCCCAGUGGCCAUAUCCGUAUUACCAAGGCCCUCUGAUUCAAGCCCCAUACCCGAACCAGUUUCACCAACCGGCGAUGCCUCGCUCAAACGGUAUCCUUGGCCAAUUCCCGGCGUCCUCUCCUGCUCAAGCUCACCUCUCCCAAACGUCUCCACCGCCUCACUCAACUCCGCUGGUUCCGACUGCUCUUGCUCAAGCCUUCAACACCAUGACGCUCCAGGAGCCUUCGGAUUCCAACUGGUACAUGGACACCGCGGCAACGAACCACAUCACCACUCAACCAGGAUCUACUGAGCAGGAUAAUCCUACUCCGAUGUGACAGUCCGGGUCCUCUCUACGCGGUGACACCUUCCAACCACUCCUCCCGUCCUCUCGCUCUCGUCUCGGGUAGUUCUCUCUGGCACCGUAGGUUGGGUCAUCCGGGUCUCUCCAUCUCUCGUUCCUUACAUUCGUUGGGUUUAUUAUCAAAUAAAACGGCCG
Molecule: messenger RNA, 1446 nt
Organism: Camelina sativa (false flax)
Lineage: Eukaryota; Viridiplantae; Streptophyta; Magnoliopsida; Brassicales; Brassicaceae
Source: RefSeq, a predicted model, not a curated record